CGGCAUCUGGGAGUCGUUGGUCCUGAGGGGGACCCCCCCAGAUCCUGGGGAAACGGGGAGGGGGUGGUAAAGAGAGGUGAGCCCUACCUCUGUACAGUGAAGCCUUCCUAACUUAGCACCAGAUGAUCUCCAGUGGGGAAUAAAAACACGAAGGCCGCUCUGAUUCCCUAGGUGGAGUGGAGGAACGGUGUACCAGGCUGGAGGGGCAGCCCAAGCAAAGACAUGGGGGCUAGAGAUGGAAUGCCCCUUCCUCUGUGCCUGGAUAGAUCCCUGGUCUCUUGUGGGACUUUUAGAUCCACAAAGCACCUGACUGCACAGCAGCUCCCCCCCCCCCAUCUCCAUUUUAUAGAUUAGGAGACUGAGGCCAAGAGAAGGGACUUCACCAGGGUUGCUCACCCCAUCUCCCUGUUGGAUCCCUGGAGCCACUACCAGCUGGUGGCCUCUUCCCUCAGCCGACCCAGAACCAGGCUGCCUAGGGGUGGGGGCAGCAGCCUGGCACCUCUCUGAUCUGUGGCGUUCCUGACCCCCUGCCGGCCAUGAAGAAGCCCCGAAAGGGAAGCAGCCAGAGGGGAGAGGAGCAGCCCAGCACAGACAGGGGUUCAGGGACCCCCGGCCCAGCCGCACACCAUCUCUUUGGGGAUGCCGAGGUCGCUGGCUUCCGCGCCAGCCUCCUCAUCUGGUAUGACCGGGCCAGGCGUGACCUGCCCUGGCGGAGAAGGGCGGCCGGAGAGCCGGACCCAGACAGGAGGGCCUACUCUGUCUGGGUGUCUGAGAUCAUGCUCCAGCAGACCCAGGUGGCCACCGUGACCGGCUACUAUACCAGGUGGAUGCAGAAGUGGCCGACGCUGCAGGACUUGGCAGGGGCAUCCUUGGAGGAGGUGAACGAGCUGUGGGCCGGCCUGGGCUACUAUUCUCGGGGCCGCAGACUGCAGGAGGGCGCACGCAAGGUGGUGGAGGAGCUGGGGGGCCGCGUGCCCCGAACGGCAGAGAUGCUGCAGAAGCUGCUGCCCGGGGUGGGGAGGUACACGGCUGCGGCCAUCGCCUCCAUCGCCUUCGGCCAGGUGACUGGAGUGCUGGAUGGGAACGUGAGCCGAGUCCUGUGCCGCGCACGAGCCAUCGGGGCCGACCCGGGGAGCCCCCUCGUCAGCCAGCAUCUCUGGAGCCUGGCCCAGCAGUUGGUGGACCCAGCCCGGCCAGGGGACUUCAACGAGGCGGCCAUGGAGCUGGGCGCUACGGUGUGCACCCCCCGAGGCCCGCUGUGCCCGGAGUGCCCCGUGCGGGACUUCUGUCAGGCCCAGAAGAGGGUGGACAGGGAGCGCGCGCGGACGUCUCAGAGGUCACAGGGCAGCCCGGAGCAGGCGACGCCCCUCGACGUGGAGGAAUGUGGUGAGCGCCCGGCCUGGCCCAGGCUCUGCGAGGCCCCGGGGUACCCGGCCAGCUCAGGGUGCUUCGGGGUCCCCUCCCGUUUUCCCCAGUGCCUGCAUGGGAGCCAGCCCUGGGAGGGAGAUAGAAAAAUCAUCUUGAACAAAAUCCGAAGUCAAGAAGGGGCUCCUCCUGAUGGCAAAGUGCUCCAGAUGCUCUCAGGCAGCUAA
This is a messenger RNA of Gracilinanus agilis (Agile Gracile Mouse Opossum), 1592 nucleotides long. It is a transcript of the gene MUTYH, whose product is annotated as mutY DNA glycosylase. Gene Ontology annotation, cellular component: nucleus. The coding region runs from base 537 to 1592 and encodes 351 amino acids. Lineage: Eukaryota; Metazoa; Chordata; Mammalia; Didelphimorphia; Didelphidae. Gene Ontology annotation, biological process: mismatch repair; base-excision repair. The record is from RefSeq and is a predicted model, not a curated record. Gene Ontology annotation, molecular function: purine-specific mismatch base pair DNA N-glycosylase activity; adenine/guanine mispair binding; 4 iron, 4 sulfur cluster binding. The transcript has 11 exons.